Glycine soja is the source of this 687-nucleotide messenger RNA. RefSeq lists its product as uncharacterized. NCBI's taxonomy places the organism in Eukaryota, Viridiplantae, Streptophyta, Magnoliopsida, Fabales, Fabaceae. The transcript has a single exon. The record is from RefSeq and is a predicted model, not a curated record. Bases 87 to 458 code for a protein of 123 amino acids.
AACUCUGCCUUUACCAUCUUGUACCCCUAACCGUUACUCAAACCGUUCCCAGACAGAAAAACGAAAGAAAGAUAAAAUUCUCAAAAAUGGCUGCGACUUCGAUCCCCAUCCGAGUCGCCGGAAUCCAAGCGUGCGCCACCUCGGGCCGCCGAAGGGCCGAUCCCGAUCGCCGGAGAGCCUCCUCCGCCAACUGGUGGACCCCGCUGUUCGGCUGGUCCUCCGAGCCGGACUACAUUGACUCCAACAACAAAGCAUCGAGUCUUCAACCGGCAAAGCCGGAACCGGUUACGGCGGAGACGGAGUCGAAAGCGCCGAGACCGCGCUUCGCCGGCGGCUUCACGGAGGAGAAGGCGAAGCAGCUCCGGAUGAUGACCAGCGAGUCUUUUCACGACACCAUGUAUCACUCCGCGAUCGCUUCUCGACUGGCCUCAGACUUCAAGUCUCGCUCCGAUCUGUAGCACUUGAAUAGUUAACUAUUCCUUCUUUGUUGUACUUUGCGGAUUGUUUGUAGCCAAAUUUUUAGGGUUUCAAAUGUAACCGUUGAUGUAUAAUAGAUUAGCAUUUAGAAUAAUUUAGGUUAUCAAUUGAUGAUACAAUCAAUCAUGGUGUAUGUAAGAAGGAUUUAGGAGUAAAAAUAUAAAUAUAAUUGACGAUUGAUGAACGAUGAUUUUGUUGUUUCGAAUUCAA